This is a messenger RNA of Sciurus carolinensis (gray squirrel), 1782 nucleotides long. RefSeq names its product cell division cycle associated 5 (gene Cdca5). Bases 95 to 850 code for a protein of 251 amino acids. Lineage: Eukaryota; Metazoa; Chordata; Mammalia; Rodentia; Sciuridae. The transcript is spliced from 6 exons. The record is from RefSeq and is a predicted model, not a curated record.
CGGGUAAUUCGAACACUUCCCGCAGCAGACGGCUCUCCCAGUUAGCGCGAGCCCCCGGCUGUGGCGGCAGAGGACGUCGAGGCCAGGACUCAAUAUGUCUGAGAGGCGAACGCGGUCCGGAGGGGCCGCUCGGCUCUCGGGGCCCAGGACCCCAUCUCCAACUACGCCUCUGCGGAGGUCCCAGCGGAAAUCAGGCUCGGAUCUUCCGAGCAUCCUUCCUGUACUCAGUGGGAAGGCACCCCAUGCGGCUCCAGUCAGAAAGCCCAUCGUUUUGAAGAAGAUCGUGGCUCAUGCUGUAGAGAUCCCAUCCGUCCAUUCGCCUCGCAGGAGCUCUAGGAUUGCUUUUUUCUUGGAGAAAGAAAACAACCCUCCUAACAGGGAGCCCACUAAAGAGGACCGCUUCAAGACACCUAGUAUCCCUGUCACACCCACCACCACUCCUAUGUCAUGUGCCCUGAAUGGUGAGGCCAGCUUCAAGGAAGGAGAACUGGAUGCCAGAGACUUGGAAAUGUCUAAGAAGGUCAGGCGGUCCUACAGCCGGCUGGAGGCCCUCGGCUCUGCCUCCCCCUCUGCCUCAACCUCUACUCCAGGCCGACGCUCCUACUUUGGGUUUGGGGGUCCUGAAGAUUUGUCCGGAGUCUCACCUGUGGUGUGUUCAAAUGUAACCAGGGCCCCUGCAAAGCCCUGGGCCCCAGACACAACGCUCCCUGGAAUCUCUCCCCCUGUCCUGAAAGAGAAACGAAAGAAGAAAAAGCUGCCGGAGAUCCUGAAAUCCGAGCUGGAUGAGUGGGCCGCGGCCAUGAAUGCUGAGUUUGAAGCUGCUGAGCAGUUUGACCUCCUGAUUGAAUGAAAUGAAGUGGGGGUGCCCCUGGCCAGACUCCCCUCCUCUCCCUGUACAUAGUCCCUCUCAAUGGAGAAGACACUGGGGGGUCCCUCUGCUGGCCUUGUUACCUGUGCAGGUGCUAUUGCUGCACGUGAGGCUUGGGCAGCCCCAACAGCAGCCUCAGGUUCAGGAAAUGGGGCCCACCUGGCCUGGCCACUCAUUGAGGUCUUGACUGGUCAUCCCCUCCUUCCUGUCUUUCCAAAAUAUUAGGGGUCAGUGGCUAUCUCUGCUUUUCUUGGGAAUUGGGGUUGCUCUAAGCAGGACGCGUAGUGUGUGGCCAGCCUUAGGCUGUCCCUCUGGAGUUGCCCUCUUGAUGUCUUGGUUCCCAGCCACAGGUACAUCUAUGUAAAGAGGAUUUGAGUUAGAUUCUGUGGGUAGUUCAGGAGAGAAAUCGUGGGCUGGAGGACACUUCUAUCCUCAAGGAAGAAGCUGGAUGUUCAACCUAUGGUGACAGGUUUUAGAGGCGUGGGGGAGCCUUAGUUGAGUCUCAGACCACCAGUAUUGACUAUGCCGGAGCUGUGUAUGUUGUACUACUGCCGAGAUUCUUGGUGAAUGCCAGGCUGAUGGGGUGCUAUUGCUUGGGGCAGAGUGCAUUUCAGGUUGUGGCUUCCAGGGGCCAUGGACUCCAAAUCCCCUGCAACCUGGGGCUUAUCGUCUCUGAACAGGCAGCCUACACAGGGGUCAGGAGGUGACCCCUUUUCUCGCCCACACCUGUUGCUUACAAAAUGAGUUGUGUAGUCUCCUCAACCCUAGAAGACAAAAAUAGUUGGAAGGUCCCAGUCCCACUAGCAUUUUGCAGAUAUACUUACAAAGCUUUAGGAAGCUUUUCUUGUGUGCCAGAACACUGCUGGGGUUGGUGGCAGCUUCACUUUUCGUCUCCUUAGGCCUUCACGUGAGAA